This is a messenger RNA of Drosophila novamexicana, 673 nucleotides long. RefSeq names its product FAS-associated factor 1-like. The coding region runs from base 196 to 579 and encodes 127 amino acids. NCBI's taxonomy places the organism in Eukaryota, Metazoa, Arthropoda, Insecta, Diptera, Drosophilidae. The transcript has 2 exons. The record is from RefSeq and is a predicted model, not a curated record.
UGAAUUUAUUUCAGGCAAUCUUUUUAUUUUUUUUUGGGAUUUGCAGCUUGGAACAGGCGGCAGCUUGGCGACCAACAGGUGGAAGCAGAAUACAGCAAGAGAGAAAAUAAAUUGGAACGGAGCCAAGCAUUACAUUUGUGCUGCGUUUUCCGAAGCAAUUUCAACUGCAAUUCACCAAGAGACAUUUUCUGGGAAAUGGAGCACGAUUUAAAGCAACAAGAGGAGCAAGAAUUGCCCAACCCUGGCAAACUGACUCUGAAUGAAGCGGAUGCUAAAGAUGACGACAGUCAUAUAUAUAAAAUCAAGAUCUCGAUGCAGCCGGAUGGACGCUCGAUUUCGCUGACAUUGCCGGCGAACACCACAUUGCUGGAGCUGAAAACUGAUGUCUAUUAUAUAACCGACAUACCGGUAAGGCAUCAGGUCUGGUCAGGCUGGCCGCUGGACGUGGCCGUUGACAAUGCCACCAAUUUGGCCGAGUCGGGCAUCGGGCGCAGGCACAGUUUUGUGGUGCAGAGCACCACACCGCACAACAACUCGCAGUCGAGCAGCGACUUCGAGGCGGAUGAUAAAUAUGAGUAGACCGACAGCUCCUCGGAUGAAUCCCAAUCGGACUCUGAGUCUGAUUUAAGAGGCUAUCAAUUAUUUUGCUGCGACUCAAAACUGGCACCAACCC